Messenger RNA from Acaulospora morrowiae, 1596 nucleotides. The record is from the annotation of a GenBank genome assembly. Lineage: Eukaryota; Fungi; Glomeromycota; Glomeromycetes; Diversisporales; Acaulosporaceae.
AUGAAUGAAACAGAUAAAUUUCCUGAACAACUUACCCAACUUCAUUCCCUUUACGAUACAAUUUUAAUACUCGAUUUUGGUUCGCAGUAUACUCACUUAAUCGCCAGACGAAUACGUGAGUUCAAUGCAUAUUCCGAAAUAUUGCCGUGCACUCAAAAAAUAAGCGAAUUAUGUUUUAAACCGAAAGGUGUGAUUCUUUCGGGAAGUCCUUAUUCUGUUUACGAUCAGGAUGCCCCUCGAGUGGACAAAGAGGUGUUUGAUCUCGGCGUACCAGUUUUGGGAAUUUGUUAUGGACUUCAGGAAAUCGCAUGGAAUUUUGGUGGUUCGAUCGCAUCUUGCGAUCACAGAGAAUUUGGUCACGCAAUAUUAAGUAUCGUUAAACACCAGAAUCAUCCACUAAUCGAUAUGUUAUUUGACGGAAUAGAAGAUCAAGUAAAUAAAGUUCCGGAAGGUUUCAGAGUUAUUGGUCAAACCCGAACAUCUUCGUUCGCUUCUAUCGCGCAUGAGGAGAAACAUUUUUAUGGAAUCCAAUUUCAUCCAGAGGUCACGCACACACCUCACGGAAAGGAUAUUCUAAAAAAUUUUGUUAUUAAGAUCUGCGAAUGUAAAAAUGACUGGACCAUGGAAUCAUUCAUUGAUAAGGAAAUAAUGAGGAUCCGGAAAAUAAUUGGGCCCAACGGCCAAGUAGUGGGUGCUGUGAGUGGUGGUGUGGAUAGUACCGUUGCCGCAAAAUUGAUGAAAGAGGCUAUUGGAGAAAGAUUCCACGCUAUCCUUGUUGAUAAUGGCGUGAUGAGGCUUAAUGAAUGUCAGACGGUCAAGAAACAACUCGGCGAUCAUCUUGGCAUUAAUCUUAAAGUUGUGGAUGCAUCUGAUCAAUUUCUUGAUCGUCUUAAAGGGGUGACAGAUCCGGAGGAAAAGCGCAAGAUAAUUGGUAAUCUCUUUAUUAAAGUAUUCGAGGCGGAAGCGGCAAUAAUCGACAAUGAGACGAAAGAAGGUGGUCAUGGUCAAAUUGAAUAUCUACUUCAGGGUACUCUUUACCCAGAUGUCAUAGAGAGUAUCUCGCAUAAGGGGCCUAGUGCUACUAUUAAGUCUCAUCAUAAUGUAGGUGGAUUGUUGAAAGAUAUGAAACUUAAAUUGAUAGAACCCCUUAGGGAACUAUUUAAAGAUGAAGUACGUGAGCUAGGUAAAGUUUUAGGUUUGGAUGAUGAAUUGAUCUGGCGUCAUCCAUUUCCUGGUCCCGGAAUUGCAAUUCGCAUAUUAGGCGAAGUCACACCAGCUCAGGUUGCAAUUGCCCGUUUAGCUGAUCAUAUUUACAUCGAAGAGAUUAAGAAAGCUGGACUCUAUCGAAAAAUUUCACAAGCUUAUGCUGCCUUGUUACCGGUUAAGGCAGUAGGGGUUAUGGGCGAUAAAAGAACAUAUGAACAAGUCAUCGCCUUGAGGGCGGUAGAAACUACGGAUUUUAUGACCGCUGAUUGGUUCUCCUUUCCUUAUGAUGUCCUGAAACGUAUCAGCAGUAGAAUCAUAAACGAGGUAGCAGGUGUUAAUAGAGUCGUGUAUGAUAUUUCGAGUAAACCACCGGCAACCAUAGAAUGGUAA